AUGUAACCAUGAUGCCCACAAUAAUCUGGGUUUGUUCUGGCCUUCAUAACAAGUCUUUGUCUUGUGUAAACUGAGCAGAGCGAAAACACCCUCAGAAGUCAUGAUUAAGAAGAAGAGGCUCAGGGCUGACAAAGCUUCCAGCAGGUUAAUGAUUACAGCAUCUCUGCUUAUCACAGCUCAUGCUCCACUGUGUGAGUAGCAGACAGUGAGCCACCUCAGUGUUUUGGUUUUCAAGUGGACAGCGAUGUCAGUACAGCGUGUGUGUGUGUCGGACUUUGAGAAGGAAGCCAGGAAAGUUCUUCCUAAAGCUGUGUAUGACUAUUACCGCUCAGGAGCUGAUGAGCAAAUCACACUGGCUGACAAUGCUGCUGCCUUUAACAGGUGGUAUCUUGUCCCUCGGGUAUUGAGGGAUGUGUCCACGGUGGAUCUGUCUGUCUCUGUGCUGGGCCAGAAGCUCAGCAUGCCUCUCUGUGUUGCAGCUACAGCAAUGCAGAGGAUGGCUCAUCCUGAGGGAGAGACGGCUACUGCAAGAGCAUGCAGAGCAGUGGGAACAGGGAUGAUGCUAAGCUCCUGGGCCACCUCCACUAUAGAGGAAGUGAUGUCAGCAAUGACAACCUCACUGGGCGGUGGGGGUGUCCUGUGGCUGCAGCUUUACAUCUAUAAGGACAGAGAGCUCACACUAUCAUUGGUCCAACGGGCAGAGGAGGUGGGCUAUAAGGCUAUCUUUGUUACUGUGGAUACGCCAUACCUGGGGAAGAGAUGCAAUGACAUGCGCAACCAAUUUAAACUGCCCCCACAUCUGAGCAUGUCUAACUUCUCAACAGCCUCUCUGGCUUUCUCUGAGGGAAACUAUGGCAAUGACAGUGGUUUGGCUGUUUAUGUUGCAAAAGCAAUAGACCCCACUCUCUGUUGGGACGACAUCACCUGGCUGAAAAGUCACACAAAUCUACCUGUGAUUGUGAAAGGAGUCCUGAAUGGUGAGGAUGCUGUCCAGGCUGUGAACUAUGGUGUUGAUGGCAUCCUGGUGUCCAAUCACGGAGCUCGACAACUGGAUGGGGUUCCUGCCACGGUCUGUCUGGAUGUGUUGGAGGAGGUGGUGAGGGCAGUGCGGGGUCGCUGUGAUGUCUACAUGGACGGAGGAGUGAGGCGAGGGACAGACGUCCUAAAGGCCUUAGCGCUAGGAGCAAAGGCUGUCUUCAUUGGCCGACCAGUGCUGUGGGGACUCGCCUGUCAGGGGGAACAGGGAGUUACUGAGCUUCUUGAACUUAUAAAAGAGGAGCUGCGACUGGCUAUGGCCCUAUCAGGUUGUCGUUCUGUAUCCGAGGUGAGCAGGUCCCUGGUCAGGAGAGUGGAGUUCACCUCCAGGAUGUGAGAGAAGAAACUGCUGUGGGAAUCACAUGACAAAACAUUCUUGAUGAUCACUGGACACUUUAAUUUUACUUUUUUAAUUUGAUUCAGACUUGUUUGUUAAAAUGUAAUGCCACAGCUGGUUCUGCUGAAAAUAAUACAUCAUCAAAUAAGUGUAAUACCAGUCUUGAAGAAAGUGAAUAAAGUGGGACUGAUUAAAGGGGUACUCCACCGAUUGUACACAUAAA
Messenger RNA from Siniperca chuatsi (mandarin fish), 1595 nucleotides. RefSeq names its product hydroxyacid oxidase (glycolate oxidase) 1 (gene hao1). The transcript has 8 exons. Gene Ontology annotation, molecular function: FMN binding; oxidoreductase activity. NCBI's taxonomy places the organism in Eukaryota, Metazoa, Chordata, Actinopteri, Centrarchiformes, Sinipercidae. Bases 245 to 1372 code for a protein of 375 amino acids. The record is from RefSeq and is a predicted model, not a curated record.